Drosophila grimshawi is the source of this 939-nucleotide messenger RNA. RefSeq names its product proteasome subunit alpha type-6. The record is from RefSeq and is a predicted model, not a curated record. Lineage: Eukaryota; Metazoa; Arthropoda; Insecta; Diptera; Drosophilidae. Gene Ontology annotation, biological process: ubiquitin-dependent protein catabolic process. Gene Ontology annotation, cellular component: nucleus; cytosol; proteasome core complex. Bases 111 to 845 code for a protein of 244 amino acids. The transcript is spliced from 4 exons.
UCGUCAACAAUGACUUUAUAAAUUUCGUGUUUGAGCAAAUCAAAAAACCAAGCACACUUCAGCCAGUUGUAAAUUUCAUAUUAAAGAAACUUAAUCAACAAAUAAACAACAUGUCUCGUGGAAGUUCAGCCGGUUUCGAUAGACACAUUACAAUUUUUUCGCCCGAGGGACGCCUAUACCAAGUCGAAUAUGCGUUUAAGGCCAUCACGCAGGAGAACAUCACCUCUGUGGCUCUGAAGAGCGGCGACUGUGCCGUUGUAGCCACCCAGAAAAAGGUGACGGAGAAGAAUAUUGUGCCAGAGACUGUGACACACUUGUUCGGCAUCACCAAGGAAAUUGGUUGCGUUAUGACCGGACGCAUUGCGGACUCGCGCUCGCAGGUGCAAAAGGCACGCUACGAAGCCGCAAACUUUCGUUACAAGUACGGAUACGAGAUGCCUGUGGAUGUGCUCUGCCGUCGCAUUGCCGAUAUCAAUCAGGUGUACACACAGAAUGCCGAGAUGCGUCCGUUGGGCUGCAGCAUGGUGUUGAUUUCGUACGAUGACGAGCUCGGACCGUGCGUCUACAAAACCGAUCCGGCCGGCUAUUAUUGCGGUUUCCGUGCCUGUUCGGUGGGUGCAAAGAUGAUUGAGGCGAACAGCUAUUUGGAGAAGAAGUACAAGAACAAUCUGUCCGAGGAGAAGGCCAUCCAGUUGGCCAUCACUUGUUUGUCGAGCGUGUUGGCCGUUGACUUUAAGCCCAAUGGCAUCGAAAUUGGCGUUGUGAGCAAGUCGAAUCCUCAGUUCCGCAUUCUCGAUGAGAAGGAGAUCGAGGAACAUUUAACCAAAAUCGCUGAGAAGGAUUAAGCGCUAAGCGCUGAGGCCCAUUAAUGUAAUUUCAACUAUUUUAUACAGACCUUUAAAUGGAAUUGUGGAAAACAUAAACCGAAAAAAACAACAA